Messenger RNA from Saccostrea echinata, 749 nucleotides. RefSeq lists its product as uncharacterized. The coding region runs from base 27 to 515 and encodes 162 amino acids. The record is from RefSeq and is a predicted model, not a curated record. The transcript is spliced from 6 exons. Lineage: Eukaryota; Metazoa; Mollusca; Bivalvia; Ostreida; Ostreidae.
UAGGUAUUUGCUUGCAUAAGAUCAAAAUGGCACGCUUUCCUAUUGAGGAAAUAUUUUCUCUUUGCAUAUUGGUCGUGUUUUUAUUAUUUGAGACAUGUCAUGCUCAUCUUUGUCUAAUAAGCCCUACACAAAGAGGUUCUCUUGCAGGAAUUAACAAAGAAGGUAAUGAUAACUGCUUCCAAAUUAAAGGGCCAUGUGGAAAACUCCCACAGAGUAAAGAUGGUGUUAUUGUGAGGCCAGGGCAAACAUUGAGUGUUACAUUUCAGAAGAAUUUGGACCAUUUUCUGAGUUCUUCGCCUGGUAACUUUACUGUGGCCUUUGGUCGUGCCACCACAUUUCAGAUACUGACUACUGUACCAGACAAGGGGGAGAAAUCACUGACUCUCUACACAGCUUUGGUGAAAAUUCCGCUUGUGAAAGGAAGCUAUGCUAUUCAGGUGAUAUAUAACACCAAUAACCCUAAAGCUCCAGCACAAUUUUUCCAGUGUGCAGACAUUAUGGUGGAGAAUUUGUGAAAGUGUGAACAUACACAUACAGAUGGAGAAUAUUCAUUCCUUCAGUAGUCUGUUUUUCUGCCUAGAUCUGUUAAAUAGAAUUGUACUUCAUAGACUUGGAAACAUUUAAAUACUGACUCUUCCUUGUGUGAACACUUCACGAUUAUAUUAAUUAAUAGUGAGUUAUUAUUUGUAAUACAAACUUUGUAAUUAUUAGUUGUCUUUGCACCUCAGAGAGAGAUGGUGAGAGAUUCA